Molecule: messenger RNA, 2328 nt
Organism: Penicillium digitatum Pd1
Lineage: Eukaryota; Fungi; Ascomycota; Eurotiomycetes; Eurotiales; Aspergillaceae
Product: SWAP/Surp domain-containing protein
Biological process (GO): RNA processing
Cellular component (GO): nucleus
Molecular function (GO): RNA binding
Source: RefSeq, a predicted model, not a curated record
AUGCCGGACGAGUCUAAGGGGAAGAGCUUCCCCGACGUCUCGGCGAAACUCUCCGCGCUUCCAAAGAAAUCACUUUUUGAGCGUCAAAAAGCUGAAGCGGAGGCUAAACGCGCCCGGGAGAAAGCAGAAACAGCUGCAGUCUAUGAAGAAUUUGUCAGAUCUUUUGAAGACGAGGAUCCAGUUGUACCACAGUCCUUGGAUGGAGGGUCGAAUACAACUAGAGGCAGGGGUGGUGGUCCCCUCAGGCGUCAUUUCGCAGCUCCCUCUUCGCGCGGCAGUGGCCAUGGACCCUUAGGCCCCCCGCCGCCCUCACUUUCACACAAACGUUCCCACGAAACCUUUCUUCCCUCUCGUCGCGACCAUCUCAAAUUCGAAAACAUGCUUACGCCAUCUGAAGCCGAUCGAGCACUUGACGAGGAGGAGAGAGCGGCUCCCAAACCCACCUUGUACCUCGCAUCGCUUCCUCCUGGGACAUCUCCGUCGGUUAUCAAGGCCUUGAUCCCUUCAACCCUGACCGUCGACAAUGUCAAGAUCAUCACACCACCUGGACAAUUGCCAACCCACCGGGAGUCCUCUUCUGCACUCGUCACCCUCACAAGCGACUCAGCCGCCUCUCAUAUCGAAACAGCCGUGAGUACGCUGCAGAACAAAUACCUCGGCUGGGGGUACUACCUGACCCUCUGUCGACACCUUUCUUCUACUGCGAUCAAUCCAAACAUGCCUUUGCCAAUCGGCCUCUCAUCGACUACUACUUCUCUUCCGUUUAGUGCCAAGCCUACUCCACAGAGCUCCGGCACAAGCUUGAGUCGAGCUCCACCACCAGGAUCACAUCGCGGUGGGAUCGCACCCCCAAGCUCGUAUGGAUCAAACGUUGGUCAGAACGGCCCUACCACUCGGGUCCAGGUGGAGCUACCAACAGACAUAAGAGUGUUGAGGCAGAUACACAAGACUAUUGAGCAACUUGUAAAACAGGGUCCUGGCUUCGAGGCCUUGUUGAUGAGUCGGCCCGAAGUCCAGAUGGACGAAAAGUGGGCCUGGUUGUUCGAUUCAAGGUCGCCUGGUGGUGUAUACUACCGGUGGAAACUAUGGCAAAUAAUCACAGAUCCUAAGAAAAAGAACAUUGAAAAGCCGGCUAUGAUCUUUGAGGGUGGUCCGACCUGGUUACCCCCAAAACAGCAUCUCAAGUUUGAAAACGUUACUCGCUUGGACCAAUUCGUGUCACACCCCGACUACGACUCAUCUGACGAAGAAAAUUCGGAUGGAGAAGAUGAAAGACGGAAUUUUGGUGGAGCACCGGACGGAACCAACACACGCGGCGAUGAACUUAACUUCUUGAACCCCUUGAAGAUGGCCAAACUCACUCAUCUUCUUGCACGACUUCCAACGACCCAUUCAAAGCUCCGUCGAGGAGAUGUUGUGCGAGUCACAGCAUUCGCAAUCGAUCAUGCGGCAGUAGGGGCAUCCGAGGUUGUGGACAUGGCUAUUCGAAACGUUCUCCGGCCACUCGCUUACACCGGAGCCAACCCAAAUCGGGAAUUGGAAAAAAGUGUUGCGAGACUUGCGAUCACAGAUAACGACAAUCCAACCCCAUCCGUUGAACCAUUGGAUAUGUCCUCUGCGAAGCUAGUCGGUCUUUACAUAAUCUCUGAUAUUCUCUCGUCUUCGGCAACGAGUGGCGUCCGCCAUGUAUGGCGAUACCGCCAGCUGUUUGAAAACGCUCUCCGCUCGCGGAAGGUGUUUGAGCACCUUGGCCGACUGGAUAAGGACCUGAAAUGGGGACGACUGAAAGCAGAGAAGUGGAAGCGCAGCGUUGGCUCCCUUUUACAUCUGUGGGAAGGGUGGUGUUGCUUUACGCAAUUGAACCAGGAACAUUUCACCCAAGUAUUUGAGAACCCACCGCUCACAGAAGCAGAAUUACAGAAGCAGAAGGAGAUGGAAAAGGCCCAGGCAGAUCAGACUGCUGUUGCAUUUGCCAAAAGCAAAAGUCGAUGGAAGACAGUUGAUGAUGAGCGAGGUGGAAAGUUUGACCCUGCUCGCUCUGUGAAUGAGGACAAGCUAUCUACCCCUAUUGAUGCAGUGGAUGAAUCAGUGAAUGGAAAGGAUGGAACUGCAAUGGAAAUUCGUGACUUGAAGAAUGUUGAUGGGGAGACCAUGCUUAAGACGCCGCCAUUGGGCGAUGAAGAUACCCAAACCGAGAUACUCCAGCUACCUCAGCACCCAACUCAAUCUGACAAAUCCGAAAAAUCCGCUGGGCAGCAGGAGCCAGAAACACGACGACGAAAGCCACGACCCAAAGCUGAAGAUAUGUUUGCUUCGGACUCGGAGUAA